AAACUGAGUUACAUAUAAAUCGUAAAAAUAAGUCGUAUAUUAAGAUAUAUACGAAACGCAUAAUGCAUUUAAACUUUUACAGCUUCGGUGUAGGACCUGGCAUGUGGCUGGCUGAUCUGACUGAAUGAAUGAAUGAAUGCUUGGAUACAAAUGUAUAGCAGAGUUGAUCGAUACAAAGUAGUCUUAAAUUACUGUAAAGAACAAAUCUAUUAACCAUGCGGAGAAGACCACAGUCUGCGGCUUUGACAUCGGCAUUUUUAAGCAGGGCUGGGAGUGAGAAAACAGGUUCUACAGCUGCAGCACAGUCGCAGUUUCACACAGACCUCUGGCUCUGUUUCACUGUGCAGAACUGGAUAUUGGACUUUGGGAGGCCAAUUGCUAUGAUCAUAAUGCCCCUGGAAUGGUUUCCUCUAAAUAAACCCAGUGUUGGAGAUUAUUUUCACAUGGCAUAUAAUGUCAUCACACCAUUCCUAUUACUGAAGCUGAUUGAGCGGAGUCCCACAGCCCUUCCUUGCUCAGCAGUUUACCUCUGCAUCAUCACCUUUGUCAUGGGAGCUAGCAUACACCUGGUAGGAGACUCUAUUAACCAUCGUCUCAUCCUCAGUGGAUACCAGCUUCACCUUUCUGUCAGAGAAAACCCCAUUAUCAAAGAUCUGAAGCCUGCCUCACUGAUUGAUUCCUUUGAGCUUCUGUAUUACUAUGAUGAGCACUUGGGGCAUUCCAUGUGGUAUGUCCCUUUCUUUCUCAUCCUCUUCUUAUAUUUCACUGGCUGCUUUACACAAAUUAAAGAUGAGAAGAUGCCUUACUCAGGCUGGCUGCUACUUGGCCCCAGUGCUGUGUACUAUUGGUAUCUGAUUACUGAGGGGCAGAUCUUUGUCCUGUAUGUCUUCACCUUUUUUGCCAUGGUUGCCACUGUGAUGCGCCAGAGGCGGAUGGGCUUUGUGUUAGACAGCAAUGGCCGUUUCCUUUUCUAUAACUUCAUCAUUACUCUGGGAUUAGUUCUGGUUUGGGUCGCAUAUCUGUGGAAUGAUAAAGUUUUGCGCAAAAAGUAUCCCGGUAUCAUCUAUGUCCCAGAGCCUUGGUCCUUCUAUACCUUACACAUCAAAGGCAGUUAAAUACUAACAGCAAAUCUGAACUAAACUUCAUUGACAUUUCUGCAGUAUAAUGCUUUGACCAAGUUUAAUGGCACUUUGAGUGAAACCGAGAAGAUUUACUUAAGUUCCAGUGUUACUUAAAUGGAUUGUUCAUCCAAAAAUGAAAAUUCUGUCAUUUACUCACCCUCAGGUUGUUCC
Molecule: messenger RNA, 1292 nt
Organism: Sinocyclocheilus grahami
Lineage: Eukaryota; Metazoa; Chordata; Actinopteri; Cypriniformes; Cyprinidae
Gene: cln6a
Product: CLN6 transmembrane ER protein a
Exons: 7
Coding region: 216-1115 (299 amino acids)
Biological process (GO): lysosome organization
Cellular component (GO): membrane; endoplasmic reticulum
Source: RefSeq, a predicted model, not a curated record